Molecule: messenger RNA, 1197 nt
Organism: Armigeres subalbatus
Lineage: Eukaryota; Metazoa; Arthropoda; Insecta; Diptera; Culicidae
Gene: RfC4
Product: replication factor C subunit 2
Exons: 3
Coding region: 120-1151 (343 amino acids)
Biological process (GO): DNA repair; DNA-templated DNA replication
Cellular component (GO): nucleus; DNA replication factor C complex
Molecular function (GO): DNA binding; DNA clamp loader activity; ATP binding
Source: RefSeq, a predicted model, not a curated record
UUGUUAAAUUGCCGGGUGCCGCCAAAAACAACUCGCAGAACAGAACCAACUGUUUUGGUCCGCAGAUUGUAUUUUAGGUAAAAUUAAAUAAUCACAUUGUUUUCUUAAAGCUUCAAAAAAUGCCUGAAUCUCGUAUUAACGAAGGCGCUUCUGGUUCCGGUUCUUCGAAGGACUCUGCUGCCAGCAAAAAGAAAAGUCUGCCCUGGAUCGAGAAGUACCGACCACAAAAAUUCGAGGAAAUCGUUGGAAACGAGGACACCGUUAGCCGGCUCGGUGUUUUUGCCACCCAAGGGAAUGCUCCGAACAUCAUCAUAGCCGGCCCUCCUGGGGUAGGCAAAACAACCACGAUCCUCUGUCUGGCAAGAAUCCUUCUGGGAGAGAACUUCCGGGAGGCAGUACUUGAACUCAACGCAUCGAACGAACGUGGCAUCGAUGUGGUGCGAAACAAGAUCAAAAUGUUCGCUCAGCAAAAGGUGACACUGCCCCGGGGACGACAUAAGAUUGUGAUUCUGGAUGAGGCUGACAGCAUGACAGAAGGCGCCCAACAGGCGCUGAGAAGAACCAUGGAAAUCUACAGCAAUACGACCCGCUUUGCUUUGGCCUGCAACACGAGUGAGAAGAUCAUCGAACCAAUCCAGUCUCGUUGCGCCAUGUUGAGAUUUUCCAAGCUCUCGGACGCACAGGUUCUGGCCAAGCUGAUCGAAGUAUGUCAGAAGGAAGGAUUGAGUUACGAUGAGGAUGGGUUGGAAGCAAUUGUGUUCACAGCUCAGGGUGACAUGAGACAGGCGCUCAACAAUCUACAAUCCACGGCGAACGGGUUCGGACACAUCAGUGGAGUGAAUGUAUUCAAGGUCUGUGACGAACCGCAUCCAAUGUUGGUGCAAGAUAUGUUGGAGCAUUGCAUUAAGGGUGAUAUCCAUAAGGCAUACAAAGUCAUGGCCAAGUUGUGGCGACUGGGAUAUGCCGCAGAGGAUAUUAUCGGAAAUGUGUUCAGGGUUUGCAAACGAAUCAACAUGAACGAGAAGCUAAAGUUGUGCUUCAUCCGGGAGAUUGGAGAGGCGCACAUGAAAAUCGUGGAUGGACUUAACUCGCUGCUUCAAAUGUCUGGAUUGUUGGCCAAAUUGUGCGAAGUUUCCUACGACUACUCGUAAGUUAUUACUUUUGAUGAAUAAGAUAAGUUUAAUUUUUACGAAUGAA